UACGAGACGCACUCGGUCUGUAGAUCCAAGUGUUGCACAACUGAUUUUGAAAUUUAGUUCCAGUCACAGUUUAAUCAAUCCGUAUUUACUACAAUCAAAUAAUCGUUAAGACAAGAUUGAUUAGUAAUUAGUCUCUCAGAUUUAGUUCUCGUUCUCAAGGUAGUCAGUGGAAACAAGUGGUUUUCUCAUUUCACUAAGAAAAUGUCUUACGCCGGACGUGUAAUCGUUUAUGGAGGUAGAGGAGCCCUCGGCGCUAAAUGUAUAUCACAUUUUAAAGCAAAUAAUUUCUGGGUAGGAUCUAUAGAUUUAGCCGAAAAUGCAGAGGCAGAUGUAAACAUUUUAGUGAAGAGGGAAGAUAGUCUUCAAGAUCAGGAAACAUCAAUCCUAUCUUCAGUUAAUUCCUCAUUAAAUGGUUCCAAACUGGAUGGAAUAUUUUGUGUUGCUGGUGGAUGGGCUGGAGGAAAUGCUUCUAAAGAUCUAGUAAAAAAUUCUGAACUGAUGUGGAAUCAAAGUGUUUGCAGUUCUCUCAUAGCUGCCUCUCUUGCAGCACAGUGUUUGAAAGAAGGUGGUAUUAUUCAAUUAACCGGGGCUAAAGCUGCAUUGGAUGCUACUCCAGGUAUGAUUGGAUAUGGCCUAGCCAAAGCUGCAGUACAUCACUUAACUAAAUCCUUGUCCCAGAAAGACGGUGGUCUGCCAAACAAUGCAGUAGCAGUGGCCAUUUUACCUGUGACUUUGGACACACCUAUGAACAGAAAAUGGAUGCCAAAAGCUGACUUUUCUACCUGGACACCCUUGGAAUUUGUUGCAGACUUAUUCAUAAGAUGGGCUUCAGGAAAAGAUAGACCUCAGAGUGGCAGUUUGUUGAAACUUGAAACCACUAACCACCAAACAGAUGUUACACCUGCUUAAUCACCAGAUCUGAUAUACAGUGAAAACAUGAAAGGACCAAGGCUAAUCUCUCGAAUUUUAUUCCAUUAGACAUUUGCUGGGUAUACUAUUAUUAUUGUUUUAAGUAUACUGAUUUUUGUCCCAUUUUUGAUCAACUUGUGUUGAAUUUUUUUGUAGAUCUUUAUUUUUUAUAAUGUUGUUCAGAAUAAAAUAUCAAUGUUAA
Molecule: messenger RNA, 1111 nt
Organism: Diabrotica virgifera virgifera (western corn rootworm)
Lineage: Eukaryota; Metazoa; Arthropoda; Insecta; Coleoptera; Chrysomelidae
Product: dihydropteridine reductase
Exons: 6
Coding region: 202-909 (235 amino acids)
Biological process (GO): tetrahydrobiopterin biosynthetic process; L-phenylalanine catabolic process
Cellular component (GO): cytoplasm
Molecular function (GO): NADH binding; NADPH binding; 6,7-dihydropteridine reductase activity
Source: RefSeq, a predicted model, not a curated record